Messenger RNA from Folsomia candida, 1082 nucleotides. RefSeq lists its product as uncharacterized. The record is from RefSeq and is a predicted model, not a curated record. The transcript has 3 exons. Bases 119 to 925 code for a protein of 268 amino acids. Lineage: Eukaryota; Metazoa; Arthropoda; Collembola; Entomobryomorpha; Isotomidae.
AGCGAAAGUCAAAUACACGUUGUUUUCCACAUUAAUCCAGCACAUGAUUCGUAGUUCGAGAGUCAAGUGUUAACUUUUUCACAAAAAUUAAUUAACUGUCUACGUCAAGUUUAUCGGGAUGGCGAAAGCUAACGGGUACAUUGGCGAGGUGCUCCCUUCGAUGCCACCACGACCCGUGAUAGUCGCCAACUUGGAGAAUUUAUCCGAUCCAGACUUACAUCACGAGCUAAAAAUUGUUCAAAAAGUCUUGAUGAACCCGAAAGCAAUUGCGACGCUGGGCGAUGAGGGGGCGAAACUCAGAAAACACGUGUCAGACCUUGAAGCUGAGGUCAAGCGACGAUCAGCCCAGGCAACGACAAGCAAGAGCACGUCCCCCACCACGACUGAAAGUAACACUGUCGACGACAAGAUUGACGCCAUGAUUAAACGAAGCCAUGACCUGGGUAGAGAAAAAUUUGUGCCUGCAAGGGCCGGUCCUCACAAGUUUUCCAUAACGAAUUCUAAAGUCCAAGAUGAUAACCCCAUUCUUCCUGGUGACAAAUCUUUGGAAUUACGGGAACAUUUGACUUCGAAGGCCAAGUUCAAAUAUGACGAGGCCCUUGUUGGGCCGAAACCUCGGUCUUCUCCGAUUAAACCAAUGUCACUUACGGAGUCCAUGGCGCAGUGUAAAAUUGAAGGGAGUCGAGAGGUAGCUCGACAGAAGAAGUUGGAAGAAUCUCAAGAAAAGAAGACAGUCGGCGAGAGAUCUGGACAUGAGAAGGUAAACAGUGUACCGUUCUACUCUCGGUAUGCCGUUCUGCCAAAGAAAGAUGUGGAGGAGGAUCUGGACAGCGACGACAGUGUGGACAUCGAUGACUCCUUGAGCGAGGAAGAUGAGGAGGAUGACGAUAAGGAGGCUGAGAAUGAUACCAAGGAAAGGAGAUAAUAAAAAACUGAAAAGUGCCUUUAAUAUAAUAUAAAGAUGUGAUACUAAUUGUAAGUAUUGUUAAUAUUUAUUAAACAAUGUUAUUAUAGAUAAUUUUUUACGACUUUCUUAGGAAAUUUUGAUCUCGUCAAUAAAUGAGAAUUGUUGUUGCAGCAAA